AAUUUGAAAUGUCAUUACAUACUGUAGUGUAUAUUCUGCAAGUAACAUCUUAAAGAUCGGCACUUCUGUCGAUUAUGGAGUUUGCAAGGGGAAAAGGAAAGAUGGAAUGGCUUGCACACUAGUCAUUAAUAAUCAUUUACACUUGCAGACGUAAUGGUAUAUAUUGCAGCUACCAUAGACAGAAAACAUCAGAGAAGUACUCUGUCACAAGGACCGAACUCAAGGGAGGGUAAUCUACAAAAAGGACCCCGGCAGGGAAAAUCAGCAGACCACCUGGCGAGUGGGAUGAGGGAGAUGCCGGAGGGGUUUCCAAAACCCUAUCUUCGAGUGAAAGGAGGAGAUCCAAGUCUUCUUGAUCCGACAUUUUUUAGCUUUGAAAUGAAUGAGAAAUUAGUAAUCAGAGAGGAAAGGAAUCUCGGAAGCUGGUUGCAGAAUAGGGUUUAUAGUGAUGGCUCGGAGGGAGAUUUGAAGUUUGGAGGGAAAUUUUGAGGCAGUAAAUAAAUUUUGUUUCAGAUUUGCGGUUAAUUACACGCACUAAGUGGGCUUGGCCCAACAUAGAUUGUAUGGAUAUUUCUUUUAAGAGCCAAGGCCCAAUAUUUAAAAACAAAAAGCACCA
Ipomoea nil (Japanese morning glory) is the source of this 616-nucleotide messenger RNA. RefSeq lists its product as uncharacterized. Gene Ontology annotation, molecular function: single-stranded DNA binding; DNA replication origin binding. The transcript has 4 exons. NCBI's taxonomy places the organism in Eukaryota, Viridiplantae, Streptophyta, Magnoliopsida, Solanales, Convolvulaceae. Gene Ontology annotation, biological process: DNA replication initiation. The coding region runs from base 154 to 489 and encodes 111 amino acids. The record is from RefSeq and is a predicted model, not a curated record. Gene Ontology annotation, cellular component: replication fork protection complex.